Molecule: messenger RNA, 752 nt
Organism: Rubroshorea leprosula
Lineage: Eukaryota; Viridiplantae; Streptophyta; Magnoliopsida; Malvales; Dipterocarpaceae
Source: the annotation of a GenBank genome assembly
CAUUCUCUUUUCUUCUUUGCAUUUCCCUCGCUGUUCCAGUCUUGGGGUUUAGGGUUUUUGCAGCGGAAGAGCAGGGAUGGCGACCUCAGGGGUUUUUCAAGGAUGCAGAGCACUGAUGGCGGCAGCAAAGACUUCGAUAGCAGGAGCUACGAAAACAAGGGCAAAAAAUGGCAUUAUGAAGCCGAUCCCGGUUUCUCCACAGCUCGGCAGUUUCCUUGGGGCUUCUGAAGCAUCUCGUGCCGACGCAGUCAAGAAAAUCUGGGAAUACAUCAAGCUCCAUAACCUCCAGAAUCCUGCAAACAAAAGGGAGAUCUGUUGUGAUGAGAAGUUGAAGACUAUAUUUGAGGGAAAAGACAAAGUUGGGUUUCUAGAGAUGAACAAACUGCUGUCCCAGCAUUUCGUGAAAUCUGCCUGAUGCUUGUCCUUGGAUCUCUAAGACCCUAGAAAUAGUGAACUGGUGCUUUUUUUGGCUGUCCCAGCACUUCCUAAAAUCUGGCUGCUAGGACUCACCGGAUUGUCAUCUGGAUUCUACUAUUUGUGUAAACAGCUUUGGUAAUCAAAGUUAUUGGGUGCAUACUUUUGAACCUUGCAUUUUGGGGCAAAUUUUAUGCAAAGUGCUUAUCAUGGGUUGCAUUCUCCACUAUGUUCAUAUUUUUCCAUUGCUUAAUAUUAGGGUUUAGAUAAGGUUUAGAAAUGUUGUGACUUGUGUGACUGGUGGGUGCUGUGUUGCCCCUGAAUGUCAAAAGUGCUAC